UUGGUUGCAAAGACAACGGUUUCUGGUACGAGAACUCAACCUCAAACCAACCAGAAGAAAGACAGAUUAUAUUAUCCUAUUUGACGCAUUAUCUGACGACAUCCAAUUCACUGAACAAACAGGAAAGCCAUGUCCACCUAAUCUAAGAAGGAUUCUUGCAAAAACAGGGAUAGAUCAGAAUCCUGUUCCAAGUGGAUCCAUCGUGCAACAAGAAUAAGAAUAAUACUUACUCAAGUGGAGAAUUUCAGUUCUGGGUUCCAUUAUUCCACCGCGUUUCAAUCCUUACAUAAAUCCUCAAGUCGUAGCAGUAAUCACCAUCACAGAUCAUAAUUGUUAAGCCUAUUCGUGGCUAAUAUUUUUUACGGUUAUUUAUUUUUAUCUGUUCUAAAUACAUUCCUGUAGACUACUUUAUUAAUUAACAGGACAGUUUUACUCGAUAAUGUCGGGUUUCCUCAACUUCCGCGGUAGUUUCUCAAGAAAGUCGUCUUCGUCGGCGGCGCCGGUUAAGGAAAGGCCGAAAAAGGCGGCGUCAUCCAAGGAAGUUUUCCAACCAAACAUGGACGACAUGAGAAAGGUGUUCAACAGGUACGACGUCAACGGGGACGGGAGAAUCUCGGUGGAGGAGUUCAAGCAGGCGCUGCAGGUGAUCGGAAGCGGCGGCACGGAGGCGGCGGUGGCGUUCGAGGCGGCGGACUCCGACGGAGACGGCUACAUAGAUUUCCAUGAGUUCAUCGCCGUCAACAACCAGGGAGGAGGGAUCAGCAAAGCCGACAUCAAGAACGCAUUCACGGUUUUUGACUUGGACGGGAACGGGAAAAUCAGCGCCGAGGAACUUUUGCAGGUGCUAAGGAGGAUGGGAGAGAGGUGUAACUUGGAUUCUUGCCGGAAAAUGGUGAAGGGUGUCGACUCCGACGGCGAUGGAUUGAUUGACAUCAAGGAAUUCACGAAGAUGAUGACGGCCGCCGGCACCACCAAACGUUUCUAAUUUAGCAAACUGUGUGAGACUAGUCAAAUCUUUUAUUAAUGAGGUCAAAUAUCUGGUUUACUAAUAAAAAAUUUGGUCCAUGAAUCAAAGAUCUGACCGUAACACGGAUUGAUACUUGCGUGUGUUAGCCUUCUAAUUUGUUUAUUACGAGGAUGUUUUGUAUUUAUGCGGACAAACUUCAACAACUAAAGGAGAUCGAUAGUUUACUUGUUUUCAGUCAAUCUCAGCUCGAUGGAACAAUAUUUGAAAAUUGUUAGGGUAUGAGAAUAUGUGAUUUGAACGUGUUAUUAUAGAGAAGGAACCACAAUUUUAAGUGAUUUUUAGUUACAGUACGUAGUAUUUGUUUUUUGACGUUUCU
Molecule: messenger RNA, 1343 nt
Organism: Ipomoea triloba (trilobed morning glory)
Lineage: Eukaryota; Viridiplantae; Streptophyta; Magnoliopsida; Solanales; Convolvulaceae
Product: calmodulin-like protein 1
Exons: 1
Coding region: 440-985 (181 amino acids)
Molecular function (GO): calcium ion binding
Source: RefSeq, a predicted model, not a curated record